AUGAUGGCAAACUCUCAAAAUGCAGAAAGCGGUGAUUUGUAUACAGCUCUAUGGAAGGCUUGCGCAGGACCUAUGGUGAAUUUUCCUUGUACUGGAGAAAGAGUUUACUAUUUUCCUCAGGGUCACUUAGAACAAUUGCAGGCAUCUACUAAUCAAGAGUUGAAUAAACAAAUCCCGAGGUUCAAUCUUCCCUCGAAGAUCCUUUGUCGCGUUUUUCAUAUUCAAUUACGGGCUGAACCUGAAACAGAUGAAGUUUACACCCAGAUCACAUUACACCCCGAACCAGAUCAAACCGAGCCCACGAGUCCUGAUCCAUGCCCUCCCAAUCCACCCAAGCAAAAUUUUCGUUCUUUAUGUAAGAUUUUGACGGCAUCUGACAGAAGUACACAUGGAGGGUUCUCUAUUCUUCGAAGGGACGCCAAUGAAUGUCUCCCUCCAUUGGAUAUGACUCAAGCAAUCCCGAGCCAGGAUUUGGUUGCAAAGGAUCUUCAUGGUUAUGAGUGGCGAUUUAAGCAUAUAUUCCGAGGUCAACCACGGAGACACUUGCUGACAACGGGCUGGAGCACAUUUGUCACCUCUAAGAGAUUAGUUGCAGGCGAUGCUUUCGUUUUCUUGCGGGGUGAUAACGGAGAAUUGCGAGUCGGUGUUCGCCGUAUAGCUCGACAACAAAGUACCAUCCCACUUUCUGUUAUUUCCAGCGAAAGCAUGCAUCUUGGAGUGCUUGCUUCUGCAUCGCAUGCCAUUACCACAAAAACACUAUUUCUGGUGUAUUACAAGCCAAGGGCAAGCCAAUUCAUCAUUGGGAUGAACAAAUAUUUAGAGGCUGUACGACAUAAAUUUACUAUGGGCAUGCAUUUUAAGAUGAGAUUCAAAGAAGAAUCUCUUGAGAGAAGGUCGACUGGCUCCAUAAUUGGUGUUGUAGAUAUCUCUCCACGUUGGAAAGAUUCUAACUGGCGGUCUUUGAAGAUACAAUGGGAUGAACCUGCAACCGAGCAGCAGUCAGAGAGGGUCUCACCAUGGGAGAUAGAGCCAUUUGUUUCUUCUGCUUCUGUUGAGAUUGCACAACAUGCUACAAAGAACAAAAGACCUCGACUUCUUGAUCAGCAUCCAUCCGGAACUACGGCUACAUUAUCGUCGGGUGGAAUGUGUCCACCUACUUCAGUCAGGAAUGAUUCUCCAAACCUGUUUCAGGAAUCAGAAUACAAUAAAAAUGUAUCUGUACGAUCUAUCCUUUCUGAUUAUAACACUCCCAUCUCAUUGAGGAUAAGUAAGGAUCAUUUUCUUGAUCAAGUUGAUAGAAGUAAGAAGGUCGAGACUACUUCAGCAUGUCGGUUAUUUGGCGUUGAUUUGAGGAACAAAGCAAAUAUUAUUUCACUGGUCGAGAAGCAAGUGACAGUUCCAAACAUCACUUCAAAAUGUUCUAAUGAUGUUGAUAGGAUGAACAAGAAGGGUGUUUUGAAAUUCUCCGAAGAAAGAAAACAUGUAGUUGAGGAUUUGCCUAAUGAUACUCAAAGUAAACAGAGUUCCAUCUCAUCUACAAGAACCCAUACCAAGGUACAAAUGCAAGGGAUUUCUGUCGGACGUUCUGUCGAUUUGAGUUCAUUAGAAGGUUAUGAUGACCUUAUCACCGAGCUGGAAAAAAUGUUCGAGAUUAAGGGGGAGCUUUGCCCAAUAAAAAAAUGGGACAUAGUUUACACUGACAACGAGGGCGAUGUCAUGCUUGUCGGCGAUGAUCCAUGGCCGGAGUUCUGUAAGAUAGUCAAGAAAAUUUGCAUCUAUUCGAGCGAGGAAGUGAAGAAGAUGAAUCCUAGAUGCAAGUUUCCUUUGUCGUCUGUUGAUGGUGAAGGCACUACAAGAAGCUUAGAUUCAGAACCAAAAUCUGCAGAAUAG
This is a messenger RNA of Fraxinus pennsylvanica, 1890 nucleotides long. The record is from the annotation of a GenBank genome assembly. NCBI's taxonomy places the organism in Eukaryota, Viridiplantae, Streptophyta, Magnoliopsida, Lamiales, Oleaceae.